AUGGAGCAGGCUUCUUGGGUGUGUCAGUGCAAUGAUGCAACUAUAAGUCAACUGGAGCAAGAUUUUAAACGUAUCCUUCAGCGCCAGGCAAGUCUUGAGGAGUGGGCCAAUUGGCUAGAUCGAGUAGUUACAGGAAUCCUGCAGCCACUCGAAGGAAGCACCCUAGCCUACACACGUGCUGCCCACCAGUUAGUUCUCAAAUGGUCAUUCUACAGCUCCAUGGUCAUCAGAGACUUGACUUUGCGCUCUGCAGCCAGUUUUGGCAGUUUUCAUCUUAUUCGUCUUCUUUAUGAUGAAUAUAUAUUCUACCUAGUAGAACACAAAGUGGCGGCUCAUCUCGGCAUGACUCCGGUUGCUGUUAUGGGUGAAAUGGGUCGUGUGAGUAAAUGCAACUUUUUGCUAGAAUUCGCAUAA
Molecule: messenger RNA, 414 nt
Organism: Protopolystoma xenopodis
Lineage: Eukaryota; Metazoa; Platyhelminthes; Monogenea; Polystomatidea; Polystomatidae
Source: the annotation of a GenBank genome assembly